Messenger RNA from Pseudocercospora fijiensis CIRAD86, 5456 nucleotides. RefSeq lists its product as uncharacterized. The transcript has 6 exons. Gene Ontology annotation, molecular function: microtubule motor activity; microtubule binding; ATP binding. The record is from RefSeq and is a predicted model, not a curated record. Lineage: Eukaryota; Fungi; Ascomycota; Dothideomycetes; Mycosphaerellales; Mycosphaerellaceae. Gene Ontology annotation, biological process: mitotic spindle organization; microtubule-based movement. The coding region runs from base 1 to 4992 and encodes 1663 amino acids.
AUGCGGCCGACGCACAACCGCAGCACCUCGCGCAUGACGGAAGCCCAUUCCCGAACCAGCGACGACGAUGGCGCCCGCACUGCCGUCAAAGUGGCUGUGCGAGUACGACCGCCGCUCCACCCCACUGACCCCGGCUUCGACUUGAUCCCCCAGCGCUUUCGCGAGAGCACCUGUGAGGUACCCACGCCGACCUCUCUUUCCGUGCAGUCACCGCAGGGCAAGAAGCUCUUCGUCUUCGACCGCGUCUUUGACGAGCACACCACGCAGGACGGCGUGUGGGAGUACGUGAGCGACAGCGUGACUUCCUUCGUAAAGGGCUACAAUGUCUCCAUCUUGGCAUAUGGGCAGUCGGGCGCAGGCAAGUCCUACACCAUGGGCACGUCGGGCCCCGAAGACCAGAGCGACGCAGACGUGAGAGGCAUCGUGCCGCGAGCUGCUCAGGCCCUGUUUGACAAGCUCAAUGGUACCUCCGCCAAACCCAGCGGCCUUCAGACACCCAAACGAUAUUCCACCCAAGCAUUGCCGGCCUACAACGCAAUCCAGAAAUACGGCGCCACGACGACGACGAAGAACUGGGAGCUCAAGGCCACCUACGUGGAAAUCUACAAUGAACAGCUCCGCGAUCUGCUAAUAUCCGAAAAUGUGCCCCCCGCAGACCGCGCCCAGGUGGCCAUUCGUGAAGACACCAAAGGCCGUAUUAUGCUUACGGGACUGACCCAGGUACCGAUCACCUCGGUGGAAGAUGUGCUCAAUGCCCUCAAUUUCGGCUCCGCGAUCCGACAAACCGACGCCACUGCCAUUAACGCACGUUCAUCGCGCUCACACGCAGUGUUCAGUCUGAACCUCGUGCAGAAGAAGACCGACGCGCAUGCCACCACCACUGGCAAGGCGGAGAAGCGCAUGUCCAUGCCAAUCGAACAUGUGACGGGCGCCGAGAGCGUGAUGACGCUCGACAGUAAGCUCCACUUCGUCGAUCUGGCUGGUAGCGAACGUUUGAAGAAUACCGGAGCCACGGGAGAUCGAGCCAAAGAAGGUAUUUCGAUCAAUGCUGGACUUGCCAGCCUUGGCAAGGUCAUCUCACAGCUGUCCAAGCACGGGAAUGGCCACAUUUCCUAUCGUGACUCUCGACUUACUCGCCUGCUGCAAGACUCGCUUGGUGGCAAUGCCAUAACGUUCAUGGUAGCAUGUGUAACCCCGGCAGUAUUUCACCUGAGCGAGACUCUGAACACCGUCACCUACGCACAGCGCGCGCGUGCAAUCCAGAGUCGGCCCGAAAUACAACAGACCCACGAGGACAGCGACAAGCAAGCCGCGAUCGAUCGACUACGUGCGGAAGUCAGCUUCCUUCGCGAUCAAAUCCGCCACACUGAUACCGGUGCUGCAAGAGACAUGAUGGGCAAGGAUGCGCGUGACAACAGGGGCCGCGGACGCGAGUAUGAGCUCCAGUCCCAACUGAUGGACAUGCAGGAGAACUAUAAUGCCCUCAGCCAGCGCCACGCCAAAUUGAUCGCCGAGAUUUCAAAGAGCAGGGACAGCGAAGAUGCGGAGACCCCGUUGCUUAACGAGGCAAUUGGUGAGAACGCGAGUGAUCGGAUCAAGCGGUCAAACUCAUUCGCAGAAGCUGUGGAACAGGUGGUGUUGGAGUACGAGAAGACGAUCCAGACUCUGGAAAGUUCGCUUUCGCAGACAAGAUCCUCACUUGCAAGUACAGAAAGCACGCUCAUGGAAAAGGAGACGAAAAUUGCAUACCUGGAUACUAUUCAGAAGCAACUCCAGGCGCGGAUCUCGAAGUACAUGGAACGAGAAGCGAAUAACGACUCUUAUACCCGCGAUUUGGAAAGUAAGAUGGAAGGCGCCACCACGGAAGAAGAACGUAAAGAGACCAUGAUUGAUGAGCUACGAAGGGAAAUUCAACGUGUUCGGGAUAGCGAGUCGAAUGCUGAGGAUUACAUUUCGACCUUGGAGGAGCGUUUGGCAGAAGCCGAGCAGGAUCAAGAGAUCAUGCAGCGUGAGAUCGAGCGUCUCGAGCACGUUGUGGAGCGGCAGAGAAGCAUCGGCAGACUUGAUAACCUGCUCGGCGAACUCGAUGCGAUUCGUGGUGGUGAUCAGCACCAGACAAAUGGACACUCCGCAUCACGAACGCCCUCACCAGCUGCGAAGCCCAAUGGCCACGCCGAUGACGACCAGUACGAUCCAUUUCGAGAGUCAACCGCAUCCGACGAGGGCUUUGAGAAGAAUGAAUUCAUGGCCAACAAGCUCGAGAAUCUCACGCAGGAGUUCUUCGACCUCCGCUCCGAGCAUGAGACUGUGCUCAGCGAUUAUGACAACCUUCAGCAGAAGUACCAGACUGCUCUGCAGACUUUGGCCAAAAUCGAGCAGCGGGAGUUCGAGAAGAGCAUGCCAACACCACGCUCUGCAGACACCCCUGUGGCGAGCAGCCGAAGCUCUUUUUUAGUGGAAGCGGGGACGAAAGACGAAGAAGAAAAGGCGGCUACAGACGGACCGCUUUCAUCCUCGCGUUCCUCGUUGGCGGAGUUGUCCUCGCUGCAGCAACAGAGUGGUGGCGCCGAAGGAGAGAGCGCACCGAUGAGUCCAGCAAUUGACGAGAUUGCUGCGCGAAACGAUGCCAGCGCGGCACACUCACCCAUCUCAGCAGCAUCGCACGAAGAGGUGCUGCAAGAAAUGGAAACCCUGAAGAAGCUUCACGCAGAGAAAGCGGUGUCGGUUACAGAGCUCACCAAGAACUACAUGAGUCUCGCGCAACGCCACGAAGCAACCCUAAGUCAGGUCGAAGAGCUCAAACAAGAAUUGCAACAGGUGCAACGAGCAGCUUCUCCAGCUUUCCCGUCAUCACCAAACCUGCCAUCCGGCUUGCCAAAGGGCACUUGGCGACGAAAGUCGGACGAGCUUUUGGGCAGCUCAUCGGAUCGCUCAUCUAGAUCCUACAUUUCCCUUCGAACCAUGGUUCUCAAUAACUUUGAGGAGCAGGCUGAUGUUCGUCAUAACUUUGAGCAGCAUCUCAGCACGGUCAUGACAGAGCUCAACCUACGCUCCGAAAGAGUGCAAGCUCUCGAGAGCGAGCUCGCGUCACUUAGGAAGGACAUGGAGCAGAAGCAGACGAUCAUUGCAGGACUGACUCGUGAACGAUCUAGCAUGGCUGCUGCUAGCGCAGGCGGUGUAGACUUCUCCCUUGUCGGACAGAUGCGAGAUCAGCUCAUGGAGAGCGAGAACCAGAUUCGUAUGCUUCACGAGCAGCAUGCCGAGCGCGAGAGGGAGCUUCAGGAGCAGAUUGAAAGUCUCAAGGAGGCGCUUGCCGAACAUCACAAGGCCUACGGCGCGGACUCGUUGCCGACACCAAGCGACGAUCAAGCAACAUCGCAAAUGCCUGGCGAGUUCCCCGAGACCCCAGCUGAGGUGAACCGUCUGCAAAAGGAGGUCAGCGCUUGGGAAAACAAGCAUCGUGAGGCCAUGGAUUCCCUGUCAGGAUCCCAGCAGAACCUGGUCAACACCAUUGCUGAGCUUCAAGCCUCACUGUAUCAAGCUCAGACAGGUAUGGCUGCCAAAGAACCAUCCGCCGAUGUCGAUCAGCAACGUAUGACGAGGCUUGAGACCCUGCAGCAGCAAUAUGCGGAUGUCCUCCAGCAAGUGGCCGAGGAUGAACAGAAACGCGGGAGCACGAAGGAGCUUCAUCGCCAGGCACUCGCGAACCUCGAGAAUCAGCUUGAGGUGCAUCGAUCUACAAUUCAGCUCCAUCAAGAGAGCUUGGAGCAGUUGCAAGCUUCCCACACCAAGGAGAUCGAAGAGUACACCACGAGAUAUACCGAGCUCCAAAAGAAGCACGAGCAGACUGUCGCCGAUUACGAGCAACAAUUGUCAUCUGCCAAUGGCGAGAUCGCGACCUUGCUCAAGAGCGCUUCUUCUGCGCUUGGAUACGAGACCGACAAGGGUAGUCUGCACCACCAGAUCUCGGGCUUGGUCGAAGAAGGAAAGGAGCUGCAUGGAAGACAUCUCAAGACCACGAAUGAGCUCAAGGCCGUGCAAGAGGAGCUGCAGAAUGCCAUCAACCGAUCAGUGGAGAUGGAGAACGAAAUCAACGAGCUCAAGACUCACACCGAGGAGACGGAAGCCAAGCUGGCGCAAAUGACAGACAAGUACCAGAAGAGCGCUGCACUUGUCGAACAGCUCGAGGAGCAACUGAGCAACUCUUACGAUCAGCAACUAGCGAUUAGCAUGGAGUCUGAGGCCCCAUCUCGUGCUGAACUUGAGAAGGAGCUUGAGGAGGCCAAGGCGCGCAAUUCGCAGCUUGAGCAACAAAUCAAUGCUUUCAAGCACUUGUCUCUGAACUCGAACACCUCGUCGCACUACAACCGCGACUCGCUAUCGCCAGAAGCCGCGACCACUGCACUUGGCCGAAACUCCUCAUCAUCUUCAAAUGCCCGCAAAUCUGGACCGACAGCACUUCCUACACCUCCGCCGUCUAUUCCCCUCCCACCACUUCCUGGCUCUCCGGUCACUGGCACGCCGCCUCAGAGUGCUUUGGAUCGCACGACAUCGCCCACACCGCGUGGAACGUCACCUGUUCCAACAACGUCGCCACCUACCUCGCGCCACGCUUCGCACGAGGUCAGCCCAAGUCCGGCCGUCUCGCAGCUCAUUGAAGACCAAGAGGCUCGCAUUAGGACCAUCGAGAAGCAUCUCUUUGCGGAGAAGCAGCUCACAGCCACCCUUGAGGAGGCCCUGGUCGACCUCGAGACCUCCGCCAAUCGAACCAAGUCAGAAAUGGAGAACUGGCGGAAGAAGUGCCAAAGCCUGGAAGACGAGCUGGUCAGCUUGCGUAAGGAGCGCAGUAACUCUCGAGCCAGUCUGCAGGCUGUCGAAGAAGAACGCGAAAUGCGUGUACGCGCCGAACGUGCCCGUCAAGCGCUGGAACAGCGCAUGGCCGAACUCAACGCGAACAAGAAAAAGAAGAAGAGCGGGCUCAAUUGCUUCUAGGAAAAGCACGUCCGUCAUCAUCUCCUUCAUGUACAUCGACACCGACAUACGUCACAGCACAACAAUCACGACAAACACGGCCUCACGCAGCAAUAUGCGUUCUUGUAUCAUUAGUGCCAUUCACAAAUUGUCCUUAUACCGUGCGAGCGAAUGGGCGGCGCACAACCGACGGCCGUCUUUGAAGAAGACCACGUCCACUCACGACCAUAACACACAAUUUUUGUUUUGUUUUCAGGCAAUAGCAGGCAGAUACGAGUUUCACGUCUAUAUCAGAGCGAGCGAGCGAGCGAGCGAGCGCAUUUUGAGGCGCAAAGAGCAGGAACAUGGCAUUAUCCCAUCCGGCCGGCAAAGAAACUCUCUUGCUUCUCCGGAAGAUGAAAACAUGGGAUUUGGGUCGCCAAGUUUUGUUCUUCUCUGUUUGCUUUGGAUUUGUAUAAUACCCCGUUCGAAGCACUGACUGCCGC